UUUUCUCAGCCACUACCACGCGCCACCACGUCAUGUGGUUCUCAUAACAACCAACAGGCGAGAGUCUCAGAUAGAGAGGGAGAAACCAGGCCGCUACUCGCACCGUGUGUCGGUUGUCAUCUUCCAAGGAAAGAUUUCUAAAACCGGUGAGUUGCCCUCCAUGCUCCGUCCUGUAACUCCGUGCACAGGUGGUAUCUGUCAGACCGCCCUAGUUUGACCCUAGGUGGACACAUGGUCCCCAUUGCAUGCACUAAAUACCGCACGUAGUUCUGGCCAGGUCUUGUUUUCGACGCGCCGUGUCCCCCGCCCUAAAACUAGGCGUGCCCCACUCGCGAUUUGUGCAUACCGACCCUUCGGACCUCUUCUUUCUGUCCAUUUCUCUCGGUAGGCUUGUACAAGUAGAAGACCUCGGAAGGAUGGGGUACAACGUGCGCGCUGCGUGGUGUCUCGGUAUCCUCCUGGUCCUGCUGGGCUGUGUGAGCCUGCUGACCGGCAUUGUGGGGCUGGCGGUGUGCUACGGGUACUGUGCGCCCCUGACGGCGGUAGUCGGAGCCCCCAUUUGGAGCAGCGUUCUGGUGAUAGCUGCUGGAGCUUUGGCCAUUGCCAGUGCCAGGGAACCAUCCAAUGGGUGCAAGAUCACAGGUUUCCUGACGUGCAGUCUGCUGGCCAUGGUGCUGACCCUGGUCACCUGGGUGCUGGGAGUGAUUGACAGCACCCUGGACACGUCGCGUGACGACUACAUCCGCAUCGUGGACUACGUCAUCCCGACGGCGGCGCCCGGCAACACGCCCGCUCCCCCGCCCUACAGGGCCUGGAAGGACAGCCAGGCAGCCCUGCUCAUCGUCAUCAUUGUGCUGGCCAUUAUCGAGUUCCUGCUGACCAUGAUCCUGUCCAUCGUCAGCUGCUCGGGACUGUGUGCGGGCUACCACGGACACGAGGCCCCAGCUAUUGUGGUGUAUGAUGGGAGGAAGGCCACUGCUCUAAGGCCAGGCAUGCGAGCUGUGCAGCAGCCUGACGGCAGCAUCAAAGUGGUCAAGUCAGGCAAACCCCAUGAGGGUGACAAUGACCAGACCAACCCAGAGAAAGAACCCAUGAACGUGUAGACCGGUAGAAGCAGUUUCCAUCUCUACUGAGAGGGUUCAGUUUACCAGCCAGACUCAACACUUUUCAACAACUGCAAAGGAGACUGGUGCUACUAAAGCUACAAGAUGAUCUUAUAAGUAUAAGCCAUAUUGUUGCCAUUUUUUUAGAGUAGUAAAAAAAAGCAGCAACAUUUAUUUGUUGUAAAAGAAGUUGUUUUCCAGCCAUAUUUUGUAAGAGCAAUUUUGGUAAGUUAGUGUUAGGAAUGGAUGGAAGCUUGAUGUGCCUUACAUUUGCAAAGUUAUGUGUACUACAAUGUAAAUGUAUUGCCAAUUUUGUAGGAACCAAAUAAGUAAUGUUACAUUUGUCAACGAUCUUUCACCCUCAACUGUUGAUAGUCUUAAACACAAAUGAAAUUGUCUUCAAUCUUCCAUGUGAAACAUCAAAAACUGACUUGCAUUCAAAACUUAAAAUUCUCUUUAUAGUAACCUGAAAAAUUGACCCUAAUUAUAGUAUGAUAUAGUAUCUCAAGUAUUUUUUUUUAAUCUGCACAGAAAUUAUAGCUGCCACUAGCUGUAUUUCUGAGCUUGUAACAAGUGUUAUUUUUGCACAAGUGUUAUAAUAUGGCAGUUUCCAUAGUUUUAAUACUUUUUUUAUAUUGUUUUUUUUUAUUGAGUAUAUUGAUGUUUAUUGUAGUAAUACUAAGCAAGCAUUCCAUAGUUGCCAGACGUAGGGAUAAACCAAUGAUUUUAGCAGGGAAAGGCAAUGUUCGCCCUACUUACCUACCAAACUAGUAACAUCCGUGUCCAUAAUAUCACCAGGGUCAUCGCCACCUUGAGAAAAAGUGUGCUU
Messenger RNA from Branchiostoma belcheri (Belcher's lancelet), 1932 nucleotides. RefSeq lists its product as uncharacterized. Bases 417 to 1103 code for a protein of 228 amino acids. NCBI's taxonomy places the organism in Eukaryota, Metazoa, Chordata, Leptocardii, Amphioxiformes, Branchiostomatidae. The record is from RefSeq and is a predicted model, not a curated record. Gene Ontology annotation, cellular component: membrane. The transcript has 8 exons.